GGGUAGCAGCGUGUAGUGUGUAAUGUCCUCUAAAGACCCGGAGGUGUCAGAGAGACAGUAAUGCUGGGGCCAGCGGUGCUCAGGACUCUCCGGACCCCGUUCCCCCGCACACUGACCGCGGCCCCGGGCUGGAGCUCUGCCCCGGCGGAGUCCGUCCUCCAUCCGUGGUCCUGUGUCAGGACGCUGCUGCUGAACUCCGCCUUAUGCGCUGGACACAACAAGUGGUCUAAGGUGAAACACAUUAAAGGACCCAAAGAUGAGGCGAGAGCGAAGAUGUUCAUGAAGCUCGGCUUGAUGAUAAGAAUAGCUGUGAAAGAGGGAGGAUCCAACCCAGAGCUCAAUAUCAACCUCGCUCACAUCGUGGAGCAGUGCCGGAACAACAACAUGCCCAAGGCGAGCAUAGAAAGUGCUGUCAAGAGUGCAGAAAAGGCCAAACUGGCGUCUCAGCACACAUUUGAAGCUCGGGGACCUGGUGGAUGUUUGCUGCUCAUCGAGGUCCUCACUGACAACAACGCUCGCAGCCACCAGGAAAUUAAACGUCUGCUCGGCAAGAACGGUGGGGCGCUGUCAGAUGGCGUCCACCACAGCUUCAGCAGGAAGGGAGUCGUCACAUCAGCCGGCAAGAGCAUCUCCAUGGAGCAAGCUCUGGAGCUGGCCAUCGAGGCAGGAGCUGAAGACGUCCAUGAGAGUGAGGAUGAGGACGAGCAGCGUCUCCUGAAGUUUAUCUGUGACGCCACGCAGCUCAAUCAUGUCCGUGCCUCGCUGGAGAGCGUGGGAGUCCAGAUCUCGUCUUCUGGACUGGAGUGUCUUCCCAGCACCAUGUCAUCUCUGGACCAGGAGCAGCUGAGUGCUGCCUCCACACUCAUAGAGGCUCUCAGUGACUGUCCAGACGUGGUCCGAGUGUGGGACAACAUCCAGGCUGACGGCUGAGGACUGUGGACACGUGGACAUUGGACAACCUUGCACAUCAGUCAGUAUGAAGACGACAGCUUGUCUUGGACAUCAGCAGGAUGAACGUCUCGGCCACUGUCGGAUAUUGUCUAUAUUGGAUAUUGGAUGAUAUGUGACGAUUUACCUAAGAUCAUAAAUAAAGUGAACUCUAAGAGACUUUGAAUUCAA
Messenger RNA from Solea solea (common sole), 1119 nucleotides. RefSeq names its product translational activator of cytochrome c oxidase 1 (gene taco1). The record is from RefSeq and is a predicted model, not a curated record. The coding region runs from base 61 to 930 and encodes 289 amino acids. Gene Ontology annotation, cellular component: mitochondrion. The transcript has 5 exons. NCBI's taxonomy places the organism in Eukaryota, Metazoa, Chordata, Actinopteri, Pleuronectiformes, Soleidae.